AUGGUUGACGCAGAAAAGGAAGAAGCCAAAAAUUAUAUUCUACUUGAGGAUAAAACGUUAAGACUAAAAGUGACCGAAAAAUCAAUUUUGGAAACAAUUUUAGAUUCACCUGUUAACAAUUAUUGGGAUUAUUGGAUUAAAGAUAAACACUUUUUCUUAAUUCGUCUCAAAGAUUCGGAAGAGUUCAUUUCGAAAAGUAAAUCAAUUAUUUGUGAGGCUAAAUUUCCCAUCAUGUCAAAAUUUUUUUCUAUCACCAAGUUACCUCAUAGUGAGAAAAAACUACCAGAAAUUGCCAAAAAUCGAUCGGACAUUCGGUUGAAUCGACAAUCUUGUAAAUUGCCAGAGAAUUUGGAUCCAAAUCGUCCAGUUGAUGAAACGAUGAGAAAAUUUAUUCGAAAUUUAGCCUUAAGUGAAUUAGAAUGUAAAUUGAAGUUUUUCAUCAUCAAUUCGUUUGAGGAAUUGUUGUGCCGAGGAGUUUUUGGUGCUUUCCAAUUGACCCCCUUCGGGUCGAGUGUCAAUGGAUUAGGUUGGGGAUCAAGUGGCCUUGACCUUUGUCUUACAACUAAAUAUCAGCCCGAUCCGAAUCCAAACUUUGUCGCUUCUUCUGCUGGACUACUUGAUGGAUCAAUGAAACGACAGCGAUGCAUCAAAAUGUACACAACACUAAUGAGAGUUGGUCUAAUUCCGGGUGUUAACAAUGCGAAUCAACCAAACAAUCAGACUGUCCAACUUUUCUCAAAUUUUACCUCAACCGACAUAACGAUCACCUGUACUGAUCCAGUUACUCUAGAAUUUUUUAAAAUGUCAGAAAUUUUGUACCAAUUAACUCGAGCUGAUGAACGAUUGUUUCAUUUAUUUCAUUUCUGUAAAUUAUGGGCUGAAGUUCAAGGUUGUAUUAGUCCAACUUUUAGUCAUUUCAAUUUAACCAUGCUAAUUAUCAGUUAUCUCCAAGUUAAAAGGCCAUUUCCCGUUGUACCUCCAUUGGAACCAUUUUUUCAAUCAACUCAAAUCCAAUUGGAAUCUGAACAUAUUCAAGAUCAAUCGUCGUCUUUUACUGACAUUUUACAAGGUUUUUUCCAUCACAUCGGCACCUUUGAUUUCACCAGUUCGGGUGCCAAUCUAUUCCUUGGUAAAACUAUUCGCAAACCCAAUCGAGAUGUACUGUUAAUCCUUGAUCCCGCUCGAAGUUCCAACAUGGCCGUUAAAGUUACCAAGAAUGAUUUAGAAAAUUUAACUCGAAUUGCCCUUAAAUCUUAUCGAUUAAUGGGAUCUGGUUGUAAUUUACAAAAUCUAUUAAGACCAAUUGCUCAAGACACUAAGAAGAAAAUAAACUAA
This is a messenger RNA of Panonychus citri (citrus red mite), 1335 nucleotides long. Its product is annotated as poly(A) RNA polymerase, mitochondrial-like. Lineage: Eukaryota; Metazoa; Arthropoda; Arachnida; Trombidiformes; Tetranychidae. Gene Ontology annotation, molecular function: poly(A) RNA polymerase activity. Bases 1 to 1335 code for a protein of 444 amino acids. The record is from RefSeq and is a predicted model, not a curated record. The transcript has a single exon.